This is a messenger RNA of Amoebophrya sp. A25, 1344 nucleotides long. Lineage: Eukaryota; Dinophyceae; Syndiniales; Amoebophryaceae. The record is from the annotation of a GenBank genome assembly.
CUGAAGGCUUCCUUUUAAGCUGCCCAUAAGCUUAAGCAUGAUGAGAUUCAUCUUAAAACCUCCGCGCUUACUUUGUUCUUUCAUGAUAAAUACAAAAAGGAUGUUAAGAUAUACCUGGACACCUACGUACAUGAUCUUUCACAGCAUCUUGCGGUCAGGCUUCAUAUGACGGUUUGCCAGGUGUUCCCCCACGCUGUCCCUGCCAGGAAGUUGAUAAGUGAGUAACGAUUCGAUUUGCGAGAAGCUCGAUUAAGUUAAGUUUAAGUAGAUUGCGUCAGCUACACGUCUAGGUACAGGUACUACAACUCAGCUUGAAUUAAUUACCUCUCUCUGUAAGUCUAUGGUCUUUAGUCAUCAGCCGCGUCGUAUUUCAACCACCAGGAGCCAGAAGAAAGAGAAACUACAACAACUACAUCAAAAAUAAUGUUUCCUCCCCCCGCUGCUUCAUCCGUCCGUCGUUUUGCUCGCGUCCCCUCUUUGCAUGUUUCGCGGAAGCUAACCGACAUCGUCAAGCUUCCCCUCUUGCAGAAAGAGUCUGCUCCGAAAGUCCGCGAAAUAUGGCUUUCGCACGACAAGCCAAGAAUAAUCAAUGGCGCCAUCGCGAGGCAGGAGUGGGACGCACUCUCAGCGAAUAGUCGAGCAGCGCCAUUGUUCGUUGUGCCAGUAUAUCCAGAUGAGGAUUUUAUACGGUCGAGUAGGACGGGAACGGAUCUGAGUGCGGGUGCGGAUGCUGCGGCGUUUGGUGUACUAGGAGGUGCUGGCAGUGCUUCAUCUGCGACUGAAAUGACAUCAAAGAAAGCAUCAGUUGGUACGAUAUUAGAAGCAAAAGGAAUAGAAGAUGGGAAGUCGACUAGAGCUCCAGCGGCUGGUGGAAGUAGCACCUGCUCUACCGUUUCAAACUCUGGUUACUACAAUCUCGUUUCGGAGUGGCAGGGUGACGAGAUAGUCCUGACUUUCCUAGAGGACUAUCAAAAGAAUCAUACAGACGCAGUUCCCUUCUUGGUCGUGAAUUUCUUCCAAGAUCUUCUAGAAAGCCACAAUGUAGUUCUCCUUCGCGCAGACAUUGUUAGUGGAAAUCUGACAAAGAAACAGGGACAAUUGGCUAUACGAUUUUUGCGGGAAGCGUAUACGCAUUUGGACAGAUUCGAAUGGGUGAAAAAGUUCAAUUUUAGACCAAGAGAAUUCGAUUACAAGAAAUUUGAAAACUGGUGUGUCGGGUUAAGGGGCAGUGGAGGACAGGCGAGGGUAAAAAUGGCACCACCUUCAGCUGGUUUAGCAGCAUCAUCGCAGAACAAGAUUCUUUUGCAUUAGAAUGAACAAUAAUGACGGUGAGGUACUAGCGAU